UUCCACGACGCGUUAGCACCACCGCCAAAAAUAGAUGAAAAGGCAGAUGUUCGCGCUAACAACUUUUAAAAACAAAAUUAAACACACAAAUUAACGAGUGAUUGCAAUUAUGAAGAUGAACUAAGAUCAAAAAAAGUCGCGCGCUCGAUUGGAUAAAGGCAGAAGGUGGGAUUGCGUGCGACUCGACCACAUUAAAUGCGCGCACAACUCUUCACCAUCUACGCGCGUUUUUCGCUUGGUCAGUUUUAGUGCAUUGAAGUGCAGAGUUUUUCCACACACCUGGGGAAAAGUGCCACAUUUCCAAAAGUUAAAGAAUGGCAGCCAGCAACUCUUUGAGGCACAAAAUAAAUAAUAGUUAUGAAUCGGAACCGUCUACAGGAAGCGGGUCUUCGCUCAGUGAAAACAAUGAGGGACACAUAUCUGACGACGAGCAUAUGAAUCUGCCAUAUCUAAUGAAACUAAAAUCACUGAGAAAUGAGCCCGUCCUUCCCUAUCCAGCGACAUCGGGGGAGACACCCGGCAGCAACAAAAUCGGCAGCCAAGAUUCGCAGUUCCGUAGCUUUAGUGACAGCCCCUACGGUCAGGUCAAUAAGCGUUUGUAUGGCUCCCAAGUGCAGGAGCUAAAGCUGCCAGAAAUAAAGGCCUCUGCAGUGCGAAAGCCCUCCCCGGGCAGAAUUGCCUUUCCCCAAUUCUACGACACCCUAAUGGAGGAGAAUAGCUGCAAUGCUGUGGACAUGGCUGUGUCAGUCACGGAAACAGCAACCACAACUACAGACGGCAGCUGCCUCAGUUUCGAUGGCAAAAUCAAAAGUCUGACUGAGAGACCUGCGGAAGAGGAGCGGCCAGGUCCCUCCACUGCCGACCCAGGACUGCCCACUGUGCUGGAAACCUCUCUGAAUACCUCACAACACAAAUACAACAACGAACGCUCGCCAGAUCUCUUUGCGGACAGCGAUGAUGAUGCGGAAAACGCUGAUCAAGUGCCCCACAAAGCCAUCCCCGUAAGAAUUCUCGAAGAUCUGCCCGAAGUGCUGGAGGAGUCGCAAUGUGUAAGCGAUGUGCGUGCCCGCCGCUCGCUCACUGCCCCAACAGAGUCGAGUUUUGUGGACGAACAGACGCAGGAUGCCUCGACCCUGCCACUCAACGAUCAGCGCUCUCAUUUCCUGGAAAAUUGCCGACGCGAACGGGAACUUUAUCGCAGGAUACGACGCUGUCUGCAGGGCGUACGUCCGCCGCCGACUGUGACCACGCCCGAUGUGGAUGUGAUCACCACGGUGCUGGGAAUGAAGGAGCAGGUGCUGAAUUUUCUCUCUCAAGAACCGUCUACCUCAGUGGCCAGCAUUGCGGAGAGCGACAUCAGCAACAAUUCCUGCUCGUUGUUCAGGCCCACGCACAGCCUGUCCGAUGCACAAAACAUGGGCUGGCGCGAGGUGCUGGGCGUGCGACAGCAUGGACUGAGCUACAAUCUUAAUAAGGCUGCCGAACAAAAUGAAUACCUCAGUAUGUCCGUCGUGGAUCGCUAUGUGGGCGUGGAGACAGCCACGUCAUAUGUACGCUCCCCAUCAAGCGCCAAAAAGCGCAACAUGCGCAUGAAAAUGCUCACACAAUCGCCUGGCAAUCGCCUCAGUCAUUUGGCCAAGCGACGCGCCAUAUUUUCAUCUGCAAAUUUGGCCACAAACUCCCUCAAGCUGAACAGCUCAAUAGGACCACAAAUAUUGCUGGAUACAAAAAAAGUGCGCAACAAGCGAAAGGCCACACCCAAAAGGAAAACGCCCGGCAGCAAGAAGAAAGCGCGAAAAACCCCAAGUUCAUCGGCGCGCAAACGACUCUGUCGCACGGAUCUCAUCAAGCCCGGGCCCUCGAGGGAAACCUCCAAGCGCGCACUUUUCCAGAGUCCAGCCAAGACGCUGCAGCAGCAACAACAAUUGAUGCCACCCAAGCCGCUGUUUAAGCCGGAGAUUGCGAAUCGUGUGGAGAAAUCAAAGCGUGCGCUCUUCUCGCCGGAUCAUCAGGGCGCCAGCAGCUGCAGCAAUCAUCUGGAGACGCUGCUCAAGCGGAAGCGCACUGCCUGCGACGAUGAGGAUGCGGAGCUGGCCAGCCAGAGCAGAAAACUGUUCCGUGCGGACAGCAACGGUGUCAGUGGCCUGACGCCGCGUGCCCUGAAGAUCAAGAGUCAGAGCUUUUGCAUUGGAGCUGGUUCCUCCACAGCAGCACAUCAGCAGCGGGUGCAGCAGCAGUCGACUGUGGUGUCUGCAACUGUCAGCAAUGCCCGCUUCGGUCUAGGACUGAGCGGCAGCAGCAGUAGCCUCACCGUCUGCACGUCCAUCGGCACGCCGCUGCUGAGCAAGCUGCAGCGGGCGCACUCCGAGAUGAGUGCCACGCCCAACAGCAGCAUGACGGAUAAUCAACGCAAGAAACUUCUGUGGGCCGUGUCGCAGGCAUUGCAGGAGCGAAAAAUCACGUCGAAACACGAGAGUUUCCGGCAGCUUGCGGCGGAUCUGACGCGCGUUGUGAAGCGUAUCUUUCAGGAGUUCUAUCUAGGACAGACGACCAGCAAUAGCGAGACACUGCUGCGAUUGGCCAAGAAGUUUGCCUACAGCGUCAUAGCAGGCAAGAAUGCCGAUGACGUUUACAUGCAUGCGCGGAGUCAGGAGAGCGAGGCCAAGCGGCUGUCAAGCACACGACUUUCGGGCUACAUUGGACCCGAGGAGUUUGCACAGCGGAAGCUGCUGCUCUCGCAGGCCACCAGCUGCUCCUCGCUGCAGUCGAUCAGCUUAUUUGGCAGCGAGAACUCGAUCGAUGCGUUUGGUGUGAGUCAGACCACGGCCUGCACAGACACCCAAACCAGUCUGAUGGAUCGCAUAUCCGAGGAUCUGUUCAGCAAGGAGCAACAGCUGCAGCAGCCCAUCAGACCCAAUCCAACAUUGCAGAACAGCUCCUCCAAGAGCAAUUUGGGCGGCCUAGCGCUGCGCGAGAACGUGGACGGUGAGCUGCGGCGUUCAGCGCAGAAGAACUUCACCGGCAAGGAUCAGCGAAACAUUAGCCCCUACUACGGUGGCAAUGGCUCGGCGCGGAAGUUCCAGGUGCCACCGCUGACCAGCCACAAUUCUGGCGUUAAGGCCAAGCGACAAAUUUCCUUUGACAGCUAAUGGCAGAAGCAGAUGGAUGGACGAUUUAUGGACAAUGCACGCUGAAUACUCACAAACGUUCUGUGUGCAUUAUUAUUAUUAUUUUUUUGGUUGUUUUAGCUUAAUUUAUUUAAUUGCAAGUGGCAGGCAGACAGACAACCAUUUGAUUGAAUUGUAAAAUUGAUCCCUUAAAACCCACAACCAGGGCACGCCCCAAACUCGUAAUUAGUUCAAAGUUCAACUAAGAUUAACGACACAUUUAUGGGGAUUUUUGCCUCACGAUCCAUGCAAUAUUUUUCCACUGAAGUUUAGGCAUAAAAUUUUAAUCAACUCCGUCGCCUCUCA
Messenger RNA from Drosophila guanche, 3473 nucleotides. RefSeq lists its product as uncharacterized. The transcript has 9 exons. Lineage: Eukaryota; Metazoa; Arthropoda; Insecta; Diptera; Drosophilidae. The record is from RefSeq and is a predicted model, not a curated record. The coding region runs from base 315 to 3149 and encodes 944 amino acids.